Messenger RNA from Rhagoletis zephyria (snowberry fruit fly), 612 nucleotides. RefSeq lists its product as uncharacterized. NCBI's taxonomy places the organism in Eukaryota, Metazoa, Arthropoda, Insecta, Diptera, Tephritidae. The record is from RefSeq and is a predicted model, not a curated record.
AUGGAACGGAAAGGGGUGACAUCAGUCGCUGUUGCAACCACUGGACAUGAAGGAAGCGUACUUUAUAGCAUUCGACACAAUGGCUCUUUCAAAACAUUACAAAGAGUGACAGGCUACAUGCUGAGAUUUAUCAACCAGGCCAGAAACCAAUCGCGGGAGUCAGACAUUCCCUUGAACGUACACGAAUUGGAAAAGGCGCUUGUGGUAAUCGUUCGUACAAUGCAGCAAUCGGACUUUGAGGAAGAGCUUCAGCACCUUAAAAAAUACAACGGAGUUCGCAAAAACAGUUCUUUCCGCAGCCUGUCACCGUUUCUGGACAAUAAUGGUAUCAUCCGAGUUGGAGGGCGUCUACAAGCAUCAGAACUUGCAUACGAUGCCAAACACCCUAUGCUAAUUCCACAUAACAAUUCACUCGCCAAAUUAUUAGUACAAAUGAUCCAUAAAGAAAACCGUCAUUGUGGACCUCAAGCGCUCUUAGCUUACACAAGGCAAAGAUUUUGGCCUAUAAAGGGAAAAUUGCUGACACGAUCAAUUGUGCUCAACUGCGUAAGAUGCACCAAGGCUAAGCCAAAACUAAUGAGUCAAAUUAUGGGGAACUUGCCUUCAACAAGA